AAGUGCGUGUGUUUUUUUUUUUUGGUGUUCGAUUGGAAAAAGAGUGUGUGUCUUUUUCUAUCUACAAAAAAUCUUCUGGGAAGUUUUUUGUUUAACUUAAGACGGAGGAAGUUCUAAGUGCGGCCAAAAAAAUCAUGCCACUCUUUGGUAAAUCGCAAAAAAGUCCAGCUGAAUUGGUAAAGGCUUUAAAAGAAGCUGUCAAUUCACUGGAACGUGGUGACAAGAAGGCCGAAAAGGCACAAGAAGAUGUCAGCAAAAAUCUGGUGUUAAUAAAAAACAUGUUAUAUGGUACGUCAGACGCGGAACCACAGACGGAGUAUGUCGUAGCGCAACUAUCACAAGAACUAUAUAAUAGUAAUCUACUACUGUUACUAAUACAGAACCUAAAUCGGAUCGAUUUCGAAGGUAAAAAGGAUGUAGCUCAGGUAUUUAAUAAUGUCCUGCGACGUCAAAUUGGCACACGAUCACCAACAGUUGAAUACAUUUGCACGAAACCGGAAAUUCUAUUCACACUCAUGGCUGGCUAUGAGCACCAAGAAAUUGCCCUAAAUUGUGGAACAAUGCUCAGGGAAUGCGCUCGUUAUGAGGCACUUGCCAAAAUCAUGUUGCACUCAGAUGAGUUUUUCAAUUUCUUUCGUUAUGUAGAAGUAUCAACGUUCGAUAUAGCGUCAGAUGCUUUUUCAACAUUUAAGGAACUGCUUACACGUCACAAAAUUUUGUGCGCUGAAUUCCUUGAAGCGAACUACGACAAGGUCUUUACACAUUACCAACGAUUAUUAAAUUCAGAAAACUAUGUUACGAGGAGGCAGAGCCUGAAACUGCUAGGAGAAUUGUUGCUAGACAGACAUAACUUCACUGUAAUGACAAAAUAUAUAUCCAAUCCGGAUAAUCUGAAACUUAUGAUGAAUAUGCUGAAAGAAAAAUCAAGAAAUAUUCAAUUUGAAGCCUUCCAUGUGUUUAAAGUAUUUGUUGCAAAUCCAAACAAACCCAAACCUAUAUUGGAUAUUCUUUUGCGGAACCAGGCAAAACUUGUUGAUUUCCUUACGAAAUUCCAUACAGACCGAUCGGAAGAUGAACAAUUCAACGACGAGAAAGCGUAUCUAAUUAAGCAAAUAAAAGAGCUUAAACCACUUCCUGAACCUUAGUGAUAUAUUCAUAUUAUAUAAUUAUUAUAUUAUUAUUAUACUUAAAUUAAAGAAAAGAAAAACAAAAAAACAAUAACAAACGCAAAACCACAACAACAAAAAACAUUUAAAAAAAACAAUAAAUUCUGAUGAUGACUUCAUGAUUUUGAAAAAAAUCAUUUAAAAAAGGCUAAACAAAAAG
Episyrphus balteatus (marmalade hoverfly) is the source of this 1326-nucleotide messenger RNA. RefSeq names its product protein Mo25 (gene Mo25). Lineage: Eukaryota; Metazoa; Arthropoda; Insecta; Diptera; Syrphidae. The coding region runs from base 135 to 1145 and encodes 336 amino acids. The transcript is spliced from 6 exons. Gene Ontology annotation, biological process: intracellular signal transduction. Gene Ontology annotation, molecular function: protein serine/threonine kinase activator activity. The record is from RefSeq and is a predicted model, not a curated record.